AUGAAAGGAGAUUAUAAUUUUUUUUCAGAUAAAAAAGAUGAUCCUUUAGAUGCAUUUUGUCCAAAAUUAUCUUAUCAAUAAAGAUUAUAUGGAUUUUUGAUUUGUAGUGGAACAGGUAUUCUAAUUAGUUCUAUAACAUUUAGGUUGGUUUUUAGAAUUUUGUGCAUUUAUUGCAUUUUUUUAAGGAAAUGGCAAAGAAUUUGCAAUAAUAUUUUCAAUAGGAAAUUUAGUUGCAAUAUGUAGGUAUUAAUAGCUUAUUGAAUAGUUUAGUACUUUAUUUUUAUCAGGUCCAAAAGAAUAAUGUAAGAAAAUGGCUGAUAAAAGUAGAUUAAUAUCUACAAUUAUAUUUUUUUCAACAUUGACAAUAACACUUGUAUUAGCAUUUGCAACCGAUUUAACAUUUUUAACUUUACUCAUGACAUUAGUAUAAUUUUGCGCAUAUAUUUGGUAUUUGAUAGUAUUUGAAUAGGUAUGUGUUGAGUUUCAUUCCAUUUGGUUAAAAGUUAUUAAAAAAAUUCUUUUCAGGAUGCUGUGAAUUAGAAUGA
This is a messenger RNA of Paramecium sonneborni, 545 nucleotides long. The record is from the annotation of a GenBank genome assembly. NCBI's taxonomy places the organism in Eukaryota, Ciliophora, Oligohymenophorea, Peniculida, Parameciidae.